UAGAAGCGAGGUGGAGAUGAGAAAUCAUCAUCGGUAGUUAGUUUAGCCCGCUGAUGUCUGGCGACGAAUGUUAUGAGAUGAACAGUCGACAUUUGCAGUUGUUUUACGUUUGUUAGGCGCCGCGAUGACCAUCUGACGCUCAAGAAUGGACAUAAGUUAACAAUGACGGGGGAGAAAAAGAAGAAGAAGCGGCUAAACCGCAGCAUUCUUCUGGCCAAGAAAAUUAUAAUAAAAGAUGGAGGAAGUCCUCAGGGAAUUGGUGAGCCCAGUGUUUACCACGCCGUGGUCGUCAUCUUCCUGGAGUUUUUCGCAUGGGGUCUGCUCACCACCCCCAUGCUCACAGUAUUGCACCAGACGUUCCCCCAUCAUACAUUCCUGAUGAAUGGCCUAAUCCAUGGUGUCAAGGGUCUCCUGUCAUUUCUCAGCGCCCCCCUCAUCGGAGCCUUGUCAGACGUAUGGGGGCGCAAGUCUUUCCUGUUGCUCACAGUCUUCUUCACAUGUGCGCCCAUUCCGCUGAUGAAGAUCAGCCCGUGGUGGUACUUUGCCGUCAUCUCCAUGUCGGGCGUGUUCGCCGUCACCUUCUCCGUCAUUUUUGCGUACGUGGCCGACAUCACGCAGGAGCACGAGAGGAGCACGGCGUACGGCUUGGUGUCGGCGACCUUCGCCGCCAGUCUGGUCACCAGCCCGGCCAUCGGGGCCUACCUGUCGGAGGCCUACGGCGACACCUUGGUGGUGAUCCUGGCCACCGCCAUCGCGCUGCUGGACAUCUGCUUCAUCCUGGUGGCCGUGCCCGAGUCCCUGCCGGAAAAGAUGAGGCCGGCGUCGUGGGGAGCGCCCAUCUCCUGGGAACAGGCCGAUCCCUUUGCCUCUCUGCGCAAAGUGGGCCAGGACUCCACAGUGCUGCUCAUCUGUAUCACAGUCUUUCUCUCCUACCUGCCCGAGGCGGGCCAGUACUCCAGCUUCUUCCUGUAUCUCAGACAGGUCAUCGGCUUCUCAUCAGCGACGGUGGCCGCCUUUAUCGCCGUGGUGGGAAUCCUCUCCAUAUUAGCUCAGACUGUGGUUCUAGGGGUCCUGAUGCGUUCCAUCGGGAACAAGAACACCAUCCUACUAGGCCUGGGCUUCCAGAUCCUCCAGCUGGCCUGGUACGGCUUCGGCUCGCAGCCUUGGAUGAUGUGGGCUGCUGGAGCCGUGGCGGCCAUGUCCAGCAUCACAUUCCCGGCCAUCAGCGCCAUCGUGUCCCGCAACGCCGAUCCCGACCAACAAGGUGUGGUCCAGGGCAUGAUCACAGGCAUCCGAGGUCUCUGUAACGGCUUGGGCCCGGCGCUCUAUGGCUUUGUCUUCUACCUUUUCCAUGUGGAGCUGACUGACACGGACGGCUCGGGGAAAGGUGCCAAAUCCAACAUGGCCAACCCGACAGACGAGAGCGCCAUCAUCCCUGGCCCCCCCUUCCUGUUCGGCGCCUGCUCGGUGCUGCUCUCCCUGCUGGUGGCGCUCUUCAUCCCCGAGCACACGGGGCCCGGCGUGCGGCCCGGCGCCUACAAGAAGCACAGCAACGGGGCACAGAGCCACUCCCACAGCCCGCAAGGCAGCGGCGCCGAGGGCAAGCAGCCACUGCUGGAGGACAGCAGCGUAUAACCUUCGCUGCCUGGGGGGAGGGGGUCCCCCCCAACCCCCAACACACACAACACACUUUCAUAUAAGACUUGUUUUUGUGCAGCACAAACAGGACUGUUGUUGAGGAAGAAGAAGAAGAGCGUGCGAGGCCACGCCCCCUCCUGGAAACUAACUUUUUAUGGCGGAAAUCCAAAAAGCAGACCACUCUUUCUUUCCUUCUUUGUCAGCGUUCACAUUUAACUCUACUCUUUUGUUUCUCCCUCCCAAGCAAGGAGGCGUCGGCACCUUUUUUGUUUAGUUUUUUUCUUCAUUCAUCAAACAAACGUUGCCUUGAAGUGACCUAAUAGAAAUAGAUUUAUAGAAUCACAUAGAUCCGUGGAUAUUACGCAACCUGUAUGAUGACCGCGGUCUGAGAAGGCUCUGUGAUCUGAUGCUAUCGCUCCCAUCGGAGCUUCUUUUUUGUUUUCCCAAUGACCACCAUGUUGUUUGAAACACAGCGAAGAAUUCAAAUAGUUCCUGUGGUGCUCUGUGCUGAUGCUACACGUGCACUACUACAGUACAGGGGAGGCUUCUCUGCUCCGCUGCAGAUACUCUCACGGCCAGCAGGUGGCCUCAGUCUGCCGCACAAGUGUCCCCUCCACAUCUUUAAACGCACGCUCGCGCGCCGUCUCGAAGUGCAUUUCAGUGUACACAUGGUUAGCCACGUGAGCCAACGUUUCACAUCUCCUUACUUGACUGUAAAAACAUAUUUGUGCCAAUUUAUUUUUGGAACAUGUGCUCGUUUCUUUGUGUUGAGUCAUUUCCAUUGUCUUGUCUUAAUCAGAUGUAAUCUAGCUAUAUCUAUUUAUAUAUAAAUAUGUAUAGCCUUUCUAAAUGAUGCUUUCUUUGAGGAACCCCGACGUCCAUCUCCUUUCACACAUCAAGCAUUUCACAAACAUUUGGGGUUUUUUUCUUCUUGCAUGUAACGUUUCCUUUUUAUUUCCAACAAGUUUUCUUUUGAUAUCCUUUCAGGUUUUUUUUUGUUGUUUUUUUUUUAA
Messenger RNA from Dunckerocampus dactyliophorus (ringed pipefish), 2651 nucleotides. RefSeq names its product major facilitator superfamily domain containing 14A2 (gene slc71a1-2). Gene Ontology annotation, biological process: transmembrane transport. NCBI's taxonomy places the organism in Eukaryota, Metazoa, Chordata, Actinopteri, Syngnathiformes, Syngnathidae. The coding region runs from base 163 to 1635 and encodes 490 amino acids. Gene Ontology annotation, molecular function: transmembrane transporter activity. Gene Ontology annotation, cellular component: membrane. The record is from RefSeq and is a predicted model, not a curated record. The transcript has 12 exons.